GGCAGCAGCAGCAGCAGCGGGCGCGGCGAUGGCGCUGAGCAACCGGCUCCUGGCCCAGUGCCUGGGCGCCUUCCUGGCCUUCCUCUUCAGCUUCCUCGCCGCCGUGCCCCUGUCGGAGAACAGCCGCGACUUCCACGGGCGCUGCCCGCUGUUCGCCGAGGGCCUGUGGCUCAGCGCCAACCUGACGGCCGAGAAGCAGCGCUUCACCGUGCAGGAGUGGGGGCCCGGCUCGGCCUGCCGCUUCAGCCUCGCCGCCGGCCUCCUCUCCCUCCUUCUGGCCGCCGUGCAGGCCUGGAGGAGCCUCUUCUUGCUCUGCAAGGGCUACGAGGACUCCUUCUUUUAUGCUUUCCUGAAUUUGCUGAUCAGCGCCUUUGUGAUGUUCCUCGUCUUUAUUGCCAGCACGAUUGUGAGCGUGGGCUUUAAAAUGUGGUGCAGUGCCCUUACGGACCAAGGCAGCCUGCCCUACAGUUGUGAAGAGUUGCAGGACAUAGAUCUUGAGCUGAAUUUAGAAACCUCGUCGUUCUAUGACCAGUUUGCCAUCACGCAGUUUGGCCUCUGGGCUGCCUGGCUGAGUUGGCUAGGAAUUACCAUUUUGGCCUUCAUGAAGGUUUAUCAUAAUUACCGACAGGAAGACCUCCUGGAUAGCCUGAUUCACGAGAAGGAGUUUUUGCUCGGACGCUCUUCCUCACGAACUUCUUUUCAGGAUGAAAAAAGUGGCAUGAUCUAACAAGUGGACGAGCCAGUUGUAGGUUUUCUAAUUUGCUGUUCUAGUCGAAGUUUAAGUAUGGAAAUAGUGUGGGAAUGUCUGUGAAGUGGAUUUUAAGAAUGUGGGAUUGAGCAUCCCGUUAGGGGGAUAUUUGUGGUCUGUAGACACACCGCCAUUAGUGUAACCCAUAGGGCUCGUUCACACAUGCAUGCACAACGUCAUAACCUCCCGUCGUUGGCAUAUUCAGGCCAUAAUGGCCUCUUGGCCAAACAUACAAACUCUCUCCUCUGAAAAGUAUGACAUAUUAUAUUUGAGUUGACAUCAGGGGAUCUCAACAUUUUGUUUAGGGGGAUUAAUCUGUGAAGGCCUCAUUUAUACGUGCCAGUUAUCCCUGGAAGUAGGAAUGGAUUCCCUGGAAGUAGGAAUUUGAUUGUGUGUUCCUGCAUUGCAGGGGGCUGGAACUUGAUAGCCCUCGGGGUCUCUUCCAACUCUAUGAUUCUGUGAUUCUAUGGAUGAAUAGUGAGCAUGCAUGUGUGAACCAUGUAGUCUUAGUACUUUGAUAUAGAUUCUUUUUGCGGAUUAAAAAGGCCAUCAACGACUAGCUUAUUCUUCAAUCUCCUGCUGGAUUUAGCCUUGAGCAUUUAUGUGUCUUCUCAAGAUGUUUCAAAACAUAUGCCCAGUUCAUUCAAACACCCAGAAGGUUCCUCUCCAGUACAAAGAUAAUGCCAUGAAUGAUGUGGACCUAUUUACCUUAUAAAUCCCCAGAUAGGAAGCUCUCGUGCAUAGUUCAGGGUCCCACUGGUGCAAAAAAUAAAAAUCCCAGUUAUUGUAAUUCUUUCCAUCCAGUGUUCUUGCUUCUAUGACACAUUCUUCAUUAUUGAGUGAUUGGGAGGAAGCAGGGAGAUCUAUACUUACUUAGUGAAUGAAACUUUCUAAAUCGUUGUCCCAAGGGCCCAGUUCCUGACACCAUCAUGUAUUAGGCCAGAUGGUUAUGUCCAUUGGCUACAAUACGUAGGGUUCUGAUUUCAGCAGAUGUCCUCACAAACUCCUGAAGAGUGACAUUGGGAAUCAUAUGCUAUGCCACAGGUGUCAAACUCGUGGCCCUCCAGAUGUUAUGGACUACAGUUCCCACCAUCCCCUGCCAGCAUGAUGCUGGCAGGGGAUGAUGGGAACUGUAGUCCAUAUCAGCGGAGGGGCGCGAGUUUGACACCUAUGUGCUAAGCACAUGGUGCAUGGUGGUAUUACACAUGACAGGUGGGGGGGGGGCAAUACUAAGAAGCUCCACUUGAAAGUAAGUCCCAUGUUAUUUUAUUUAAUCAGUGGCAUAGUGGUUAAGAGCAGGUGCAUUCUA
Molecule: messenger RNA, 2057 nt
Organism: Sphaerodactylus townsendi
Lineage: Eukaryota; Metazoa; Chordata; Lepidosauria; Squamata; Sphaerodactylidae
Gene: TMEM179
Product: transmembrane protein 179
Exons: 4
Coding region: 29-727 (232 amino acids)
Source: RefSeq, a predicted model, not a curated record